This is a messenger RNA of Megalopta genalis, 1148 nucleotides long. Its product is annotated as NFU1 iron-sulfur cluster scaffold homolog, mitochondrial. The record is from RefSeq and is a predicted model, not a curated record. NCBI's taxonomy places the organism in Eukaryota, Metazoa, Arthropoda, Insecta, Hymenoptera, Halictidae. Gene Ontology annotation, biological process: iron-sulfur cluster assembly. Gene Ontology annotation, molecular function: iron-sulfur cluster binding; iron ion binding. Gene Ontology annotation, cellular component: mitochondrion.
CGAGAGUAUCAAGUUUAGGUAUAUGUAUCCGCAUAUACUUAUUAACGUUGCUUCCAUUAGGAACUGUUCAAUGAAUACAUAACAUUGAACUGCGCAAAUUAAUAAAAAAAAAAAACAAUUGAACGUUAUAAAAUAAGAUCAAACUGGUAAAUGGGAUAUUAGAAAUGAUAUAGAACACAAUAUAUAACCUGGAAAUCCAAGUUAUGAUUAUUGUUGAUGUAACGUAUUCGAUGAGAAAUAAUGGAUAAAGUUUUAACGAAUACUUUACAAAUAAGUCGACGUUUAACCCGCAAAUUUUUAAUAGUAUAUCAACCUCAAAAAAUCUUAAAGAAUUAUGUGCUAUGUAUGCAUACUUGCAGUAAUGCUCGCAUUUUACAACCAUACUUAUUAUCCGUUACAAAACAAUUUGAAAUCAAUAGUAUGCAGAAAUGUAAUAUGUUCAUACAAACACAAGAUACUCCAAAUCCUAAUAGUUUAAAAUUUCUACCUGGAGUUAAAGUGCUCGAACAAGGUCAAACUAAGGAUUUUCCUAAUAUCACCGAUGCAUAUUGUUCACCAUUGGCGAAAAUGUUAUUUCGCGUAGAAGGUGUAAAGUCUGUAUUUUUUGGACCUGAUUUUAUUACAAUUACAAAAAUAGACGAGGAUGUCGAAUGGAAGUUACUGAAACCAGAAGUAUUUGCUGUUAUCAUGGAUUUCUUUGCAACCGGUUUGCCUGUGUUAAAUGAAGAUCAACCUGCAGCAGAUACUCAAAUUACCGAAGACGAUGAUGAAAUUGUACAGAUGAUAAAAGAGUUGUUAGAUACUCGUAUACGACCAACAGUUCAAGAGGAUGGCGGUGAUAUUGUAUUUAUGGGAUUUGAAGAAGGAAUAGUAAAAUUAAAAAUGCAAGGGUCUUGUACAAACUGUCCAAGUUCCGUAGUCACUCUAAGAAAUGGAGUUCAGAAUAUGAUGCAGUUCUACAUUCCAGAAGUUCUCGGAGUAAUUCAGGUAGAAGAUGAAACCGAUCAAAUUGCGAAGAAAGAGUUUGAAAAAUUGGAACAAAAAAUUAAAUCGCCCGAACGGGAUAAAGAGUAGUAAAAAGCACGAUGUAGUUCAGUGAUUAUGUUAACAAAUAUGAUGUAAAUAAAAUAUUAAAUGUGUAGAUUUAA